AAUUCAACAAACAAAUCCCAACCCACCACCUCAUUUCUCUACCUUUUUUUUCUUUUCAUUUUUUUCAUUUUCUCAUUUUCAUUUUUUUUUUGUUUGUUUGUUGGCAACUAUCAUCAACCCCAAACAGGACUCUCCCUCUCUCUGACGCCGUCUCAUUCCUCUUCCCUCCUUCAGCUUAAAGUUGAAAAUUUCUCAACUUUCCAAAUGAUCCCUCUAAUUUUGCCAUCGUUCAACUCCAUCUGCGUGCAAAAAUAGCUAAUUUCCUUUCCUGUCCACAACCCCCCUUCUACAAUCAUUCACCAAAUUCUCACUCUUGUUUUUCGUUCGGAAAUUCCCAAAACAAUUCACGCCAUAAUAUGGGCUAUCUCAAUUCAGUGCUCUCAGCUUCAACCCAGGUUCAUGCCGAAGAUGCGCCCGUAAGCGGCGGGGGCCUCAGUCAGAAUGGAAAGUUCAGCUAUGGAUAUGCAAGCUCUCCAGGAAAAAGGUCUUCAAUGGAAGAUUUUUAUGAGACACGAAUUGAUGGUGUUGAAGGGGAGAUAGUUGGCCUGUUUGGAGUUUUUGAUGGUCAUGGUGGUGCCCGAGCUGCUGAAUAUGUCAAGCAAAACCUCUUUAGCAAUUUGAUCAGGCAUCCAAAGUUUAUUUCUGAUACUAAAUCAGCCAUAGCCGAUGCAUACAACCAUACUGACUCAGAGUUUCUGAAAUCGGAAAAUAGCCAAAACAGAGAUGCUGGAUCGACUGCUUCCACUGCUAUCCUUGUAGGUGACCGUUUGCUUGUUGCGAAUGUUGGGGAUUCAAGAGCAGUAAUAUGUAGGGGUGGUAAUGCUAUUGCUGUUUCUCGGGAUCACAAGCCGGACCAAACUGAUGAGCGGCAACGGAUUGAGGAUGCAGGAGGAUUUGUCAUGUGGGCUGGAACUUGGAGAGUUGGAGGAGUUCUUGCUGUUUCUCGUGCAUUUGGUGAUAGGCUCUUGAAGCAAUACGUUGUUGCUGAUCCAGAAAUUCAGGAGGAAAAGAUUGACAGCUCCCUUGAGUUUCUUAUUCUUGCUAGCGAUGGCCUGUGGGAUGUUGUCACAAAUGAGGAGGCUGUUGCAAUGGUUAUGCCAAUUGAGGAGCCAGAACAGGCAGCAAAGAAGCUGAUGAAGGAAGCAUAUCAAAGAGGUAGUGCAGAUAACAUUACCACUGUCGUUGUCCGUUUCUUGGCGAGUCAAGGGGGUUGCUCUUAUAGCAGCUCUGCGUAAGCACCCUUCCUUAGCUUGGUGCUAGGGUUUGGUUUCCUACAAAAGUGGAGGAUGGGGUGCUACAAAAAAUGUAGUGAUUCAUAGUGAUAGGAAAUCAUAACGUUGUACUGUUUAAAGAUAGAGAUGUAAACAAACUCAUCAGGCUGCUGCUAAUUGUGUAUUACAUAUUAUCAGCUUCUAGCAUAGAGAUGUAUCCUAAGCUUAGUUUCUGUGCUGGAUCUUGAAUGUAGCUAGAAAAUGUUGGUGUUUGAAUCUGUAAAGAACCUCGAAAUUCUAAUAUCAUUUGCUGUAAAUGCGUUUGAACACGCCUUCAUACAA
Molecule: messenger RNA, 1553 nt
Organism: Carya illinoinensis
Lineage: Eukaryota; Viridiplantae; Streptophyta; Magnoliopsida; Fagales; Juglandaceae
Product: probable protein phosphatase 2C 59
Exons: 9
Coding region: 357-1235 (292 amino acids)
Biological process (GO): protein dephosphorylation
Cellular component (GO): nucleus; cytosol
Molecular function (GO): cation binding; protein serine/threonine phosphatase activity
Source: RefSeq, a predicted model, not a curated record